This is a messenger RNA of Pongo pygmaeus (Bornean orangutan), 1390 nucleotides long. It is a transcript of the gene LY6G6C, whose product is annotated as lymphocyte antigen 6 family member G6C. The coding region runs from base 571 to 948 and encodes 125 amino acids. The transcript is spliced from 3 exons. The record is from RefSeq and is a predicted model, not a curated record. Lineage: Eukaryota; Metazoa; Chordata; Mammalia; Primates; Hominidae. Gene Ontology annotation, cellular component: external side of plasma membrane; protein-containing complex.
ACUGAUGGCAGAGCAGGCAUUGGAAAGACCGAAUGGGGGCUGAAUGGAGAUUAAUUUGACCCAUUCCACCCCCAAUUUCCACCAGCAUGCCCCUAUCAAUGCCCAGGAGGGACCCAGGGACCCAAAUUCAGCAAUUAAUUUGGGCCACAUCCUUUUGUCCAUUUUCCAGGAACUAGCAGAAGCUACCACCAUGGACACUGUAAAUCACAGAGGCCUUUGAUGAUGCUCCCUCAGAGGGCUGAGCAGCAGGACUCUUAGCUGGAGGCCAGGAAGGGCAUCUUGGCCUGAAACCAAGAACCACAAUGGCAUUGGCCACUAGUGUCACCUGCCCUCCCCCAUCCCUCUCUCCCAUCCCUACUCCCCACUCAGUCCUGCUCAGUGCCUUCCCACCCCUUGUCUUUUCUCUGGUCAGCUGUGUAGUAAGUGGGAAGGGAGGGGCUACCAGAGGCAGGGAAGGGAGGAGCCUUUGGGUUUAUAAGUUCCAAAAAGGCCACUCAACUCCCAGAGCUGGAUCCUUGAAAAUCUACCCUAUCAGCUGCUGUGGUUGCCACCAUUCUCAGGACCCUCGCCAUGAAAGCCCUUCUGCUGCUCACCCUGUCUGCUCUGCUCUGCUGGGUCUCAGCUGACAUUCGCUGUCACUCCUGCUACAAGGUCCCUGUGCUGGGCUGUGUGGACCGGCAGUCCUGCCGCCUGGAGCCAGGACAGCAAUGCCUGACAACACAUGCAUACCUUGGUAAGAUGUGGGUUUUCUCCAAUCUGCGCUGUGGCACACCAGAAGAGCCCUGUCAGGAGGCCUUCAACCAAACCAACCGCAAGCUGGGCCUGACAUAUAACACCACCUGCUGCAACAAGGACAACUGCAACAGCGCAGGCCCCCGGCCCACUCCAGCCCUGGGCCUUCUUUUCCUUACCUCCUUGGCUGGCCUUGGCCUCUGGCUGCUGCACUGAGACUCAUUCCAUUGGCUGCCCCUCAUCCCACCUGCCUUGGCCUGAGCCUCUCUCCCCGUGUCUCUGUAUCCCCUGGCUUUACAGAAUUGUCUCUGCCUAGCUCCUAUUUCUUUAAUUAAACACGGUUCCGAGUGGCCUCCUCAUCCAUCCUUCCCACCUCACACCCUUCACUCUGCUUUUUCUGGGUCCCUUCCCACUUCCUUCCAGGGCCUCCAUUGGCUCCCAGAAGGGCUCCCCACUUUGCUUCCUACACUCUACUGUCCCCUACUUGAGGAGGGAUUGGGAUCUGGGCCUGAAAUGGGGCUUCUGUCUUGUCCCCAGUGAAGGCUCCCACAAGGACCUGAUGACCUCACUGUACAGAGCUGACUCCCCAAACCCAGGCUCCCAUACAUACCCCAUCCGCCAUACUCACCUCUUUCCGUUUUGAGUAAUAAAUGUCUGA